CCUUCUUUUUGCUUCUUUAGGGUUGCACCUCAUGCUUAAUCACUUGUACUUAUUGUCUCUUCUCUAUGCUUGACGCAGCAGAUUCGCAUCUCAUUUGCAUCGCCAUUUUCUCUUGCAGACACACCACCCACCUUCCCUCCGGCGUCCUUUCACCUCCUAAGUUGUCUUUUUUACUCUUGUCAAGAACCCAUCGGAAUCUGAUUAACCAUCACCCUUCAUUACUCUCUGUUUACUGAUGGAGGAGGACUACUUGGGACUUUUCGUGAAGGAGACCUCCUUCUACAAUCAGAUCGUGCUCGGAAGUUUACUGCCGGAAAAAUUAUGGACUCCGCUCCCACAUUUCGUCCAGGGCUGGCUGCGUAACUACAUUGCCGCCACCCUUCUUUACUUCAUUUCUGGCGUUCUUUGGUGCUUCUACAUCUAUCACCUUAAGCGUAAUGUUUAUCUUCCCAAAGAUGCUAUCCCUUCCAGAAAAGCAAUGUUUUUGCAAAUAUAUGUUGCAAUGAAGGCCAUGCCAUGGUACUGUGUUCUUCCUACGAUCUCCGAGUACAUGGUUGAAAAUGGAUGGACAAGAUGUUUUUCACGGAUAAGUGACAUCGGAUGGGCUUCAUACAUUUGGUAUCUGGGUCUUUAUUUCGUAAUUGUCGAAUUUGGCAUCUACUGGAUGCACAGAGAGUUGCAUGAUAUUAAGCCUCUGUACAAAUAUCUCCAUGCAACUCAUCAUAUCUACAAUAAGCAAAAUACGCUCUCCCCAUUUGCUGGACUGGCUUUCCACCCUCUAGACGGAAUACUGCAGGCAGUGCCUCAUGUGAUCGCUCUUUUCCUAGUGCCCACACAUUUUACAACACACAUCGCGCUGUUGUUCAUUGAAGCUAUCUGGACGGCCAACAUUCAUGAUUGCAUUCAUGGGAAACUCUGGCCGGUAAUGGGGGCAGGAUACCACACCAUUCAUCACACAACAUAUCGUCACAACUAUGGGCAUUAUACAGUUUGGAUGGAUUGGAUGUUUGGUACCCUUCGUGAUCCUUUGGAAGACGAGGCUAAGAAUAUAUGAUGAUAUUAUUCUGUGUUAGGUAGCAGCUGCUUUUAUCAUUUAAAAACUAUUUUUCUUUUUCGACCGUAAAUGGCUGCUUAAUGGUUAAAUUAGGUUAGCUUGGUUUGAUUGGGAGAGAAGAGAAGCAUGGUGGUGGUGGAGGGUUCCUUCAUCUCAUGGUAGAAUUUUUACAUUCAUCUUUGACAGUAAAAAGUGUGAUCUGAUCAAUGUAUGAAUUUCUAAUCUUUGCUUGACCA
Cynara cardunculus var. scolymus (artichoke) is the source of this 1290-nucleotide messenger RNA. RefSeq names its product delta(7)-sterol-C5(6)-desaturase-like. The record is from RefSeq and is a predicted model, not a curated record. NCBI's taxonomy places the organism in Eukaryota, Viridiplantae, Streptophyta, Magnoliopsida, Asterales, Asteraceae. The transcript is spliced from 3 exons. Gene Ontology annotation, biological process: lipid biosynthetic process. Gene Ontology annotation, molecular function: oxidoreductase activity; iron ion binding. The coding region runs from base 236 to 1054 and encodes 272 amino acids.